GCAUCGCUGUAUAGGUUUGGCGCUUUUUAUUAGGUUCCGGAAGUAUCAAAAUCCAGCGUUUUUUCUGCUUCACCAGCUCUCCAUCUCCUCCGUCCUCUUCUCGCCGUAGGACAAACUUAGAAUUCAGUAUCUUUGAACCACAAAUUUCUACGAGUAUAUUGGAGGCCAAUUGCUUCUUGUUUGUUUACCCGCAGUCUGGGUCCACGGGUUUGAGGACAGCGAUUCAGUUUAAGUGUAGUUAAUAUGUAUUAAUGGGGUUGGCAGAUUUUGUUCGAAACUUGUCAGUAUAUAAAGCUGGAGAAGCAAUUGAAUGGUUCGCUGAAUUCUUGUGUUGUGGCUUUUGAUUCAGUUUCCAACUCUCUCUUUUGGUCAUAUGGCGGCGUUCUUGAAAGCCCAUGUGAACUGCCAGGGCUCUGAAGUGGAAGAAGAAAAUGAAGAGAUUAAAGCAUCAUUCAGUUCGCGAAGCUCUAGAUUGUCGUUUCCUUGCUGGUAUUCGCCUGAAACAGGAGUUUAUCAGAGCAAAUACCCACCUGUCAACCUGCCUUGUGAACCUUUUCUUGAUGUUGUUUCCUUCAUUUUUUCCCAGAAACAUGCUGGGGUUCAUGCACUUAUUGAUUCUUCAUCCGGGUUCUCAGUUUCUUACUCCCAGCUCUUCACAUUGGUGAAAUCCGUGGCUUCUGGCCUCCACCAUAUGGGCGUGAAGCAAGGUGAUGUAAUCUUGUUUCUGCUGCCAAAUUCUGUUUGCUUCCCAAUCGUUUUCUUGGGUGCUUUGAGUGUUGGUGCAAUUGUGACCCCUAUGAAUCCUCUGAGUAGUUUGUCAGAGAUAAAAAGGCAGGUUCUUGAUAGCAAUGCAAGUUUAGUAUUUUCUGUUCUUGAUAGAGUUCAUGAAUUGUUUGGUGCAUUGAGAGGUUGCAGUGUUAUUGGGGUGCCAGAAAUUUUGAGCUUUGAUUCUUUGCCGGAUGAUUAUUCUGUUUUUCAUAAGCUCGUUUCUAGCGAUCCUCGUAUGGCUCCGACGCCUGAAAUUAUGCAACAGGACACUGCUGCGAUUUUGUAUUCAUCUGGUACUACUGGUCGGGCUAAAGGUGUUAUGCUAACACAUGGGAACUUUAUAGCUAUGAUGGAGCUUUUUGUGAGAUUUGAAGCCUCAUUAUAUGAUUAUCCUAGCACAGGGCACGUCUACUUGGCUGUUGUGCCGAUGUUCCAUGUAUAUGGGCUUUCUCUCUUUGUGAUGGGGUUGUUGUCAUUGGGAAUUACUGUUGUUGCAAUGAAAAAGUUUGAUGCUGAUGAAAUGGUAAGAGCUAUCGAUAGAUAUGGUGUAACUCAUCUCCAUGCUGUUCCACCUUUACUGACAGCACUGACCAGGAAAGCCAAGAGAGCUGAUGGUAAUAGUUUUAGGAGCUUGAAACAGGUUUCUUGUGGAGCAGCUCCAUUGAGUGAGAAAUCCAUAAACGAAUUUAUUGAGGCACUUCCUCAUGUUGAUUUCAUCCAGGGUUAUGGCAUGACGGAAUCAACUGCUGUAGGAACACGUGGAUACAAUACCGCUAAGGUUCAAAAAUAUACUUCAGUAGGGCUUCUGUCUCCAAAUGUACAAGCUAAAGUGGUAGACUGGGUCACGGGUUCUCAUUUACCUCCAGGAUCUGUUGGUGAGCUUUGGUUGCGGACACCUGGAACCAUGAAAGGAUACUUGAAUAAUAUAGAGGCUACUACAGCUGCAAUUGACAAAGAUGGUUGGCUGCACACUGGAGACAUUGUUUAUUUUGACCAAGAAGGAUACUUAUAUAUAAUUGACCGAUUGAAGGAGAUGAUCAAGUACAAGGGCUUCCAGAUAGCUCCUGCUGAUUUAGAGGCAGUAUUGAUAUCCCACCCAGAGGUACUUGAUGCAGCAGUAACAGGGGCGAAGGAUGAAGAAGCCGGGGAGAUUCCUGUGGCUUUUGUAGUCCUGAAAGAUGGGAGUUCAGUCUCCGGAGCAGCUCUACUGGACUAUGUAGCGAAGCAGGUUGCACCUUAUAAGAAGGUGAGAAAGGUAUAUUUUCGCACGUCAAUCCCAAGAUCAGCAGCUGGAAAAAUACUUCGCCGGGAGCUGAGGAGCUUAUUAGUUUCGAGGCUUUAGGUCUGUCAUAAGCAAAGUCAGUGGCAAUGCAUGACUCUCCAGCAGCUGAUGAAGUUGUGGAAGUACUUAUAGACUCAUCGUCAGAAGCUACACCUUUCUGCAAACCACAACUGACUCUUUAAGCUAUAUGCUGAACACAGAGGAUUCACGCCAUGAGCUACCAAACACACAACAUCCACAGCAAUGAGGAUGUGGGUUGGGAUUUUCUCUUAUUUAUUUGUGUUUAUAUGUUUAUCUCUUCUCUACCUAUACAUAAAAGUGCAGAUCCUGUUAGUGUUUA
Messenger RNA from Sesamum indicum (sesame), 2390 nucleotides. Its product is annotated as AMP-dependent synthetase and ligase family protein. Lineage: Eukaryota; Viridiplantae; Streptophyta; Magnoliopsida; Lamiales; Pedaliaceae. Gene Ontology annotation, molecular function: CoA-ligase activity. Gene Ontology annotation, cellular component: peroxisome. The record is from RefSeq and is a predicted model, not a curated record. Gene Ontology annotation, biological process: ubiquinone biosynthetic process.